ACCGCGAGAAGAUGAGCGAUGGCAAUAGAAACAAAACCUGAGGACGAAUUUGACACUGUUUUUGAUCAAAAUGACUCGUUAGAGCUGUCUUCGAGCCACGAUUAUGGGAAUGCACAAGCUCGGAUAUUCAAGAUAAUAGUCAUAGGAGAUUCAAAUGUGGGAAAGACGUGUUUAACUUACCGAUUCUGCGGGGGCACUUUCCUGAAAAACCCGGAGGCAACGAUCGGGGUCGAUUUUAGAGAGAGGACGCUGGUGCUUGAUGGGGAGACUAUCAAGUUGCAGAUCUGGGACACGGCAGGUCAGGAGCGUUUCAGGAGGAGCAUGGUGGAGCACUAUUACCGCAGCGUCCAUGCCGUCAUCUUCGUGUACGACGUGACCAGCCUCUGCUCCUUCGAGAGCAUCCCCGAGUGGAUCGAGGAGUGCAGCCGACACUGUGUGGGGCCCCUGGUGCCCCGCAUCAUGGUGGGCAACAAGUGUGACCUGAGGGACCGCCGGGAGGUCCCCACCACCGCCGCCCAGUGUCUCGCCGACAGCUACAACUUCCCAUUGUUUGAAACUUCAGCCAAGGAUCCUGCUGAGAAGGAACAUGUUGACGCCAUCUUUCUGACUUUGGCUUAUAGACUGAAGAGCCACAAACCCCUGAGACUGAAGCAGCCCAGUGAGAGCAAUAUCAGGCAGCUGUGGAACCAGAAAGAGCAGGAAGCAUCAACUUGUCAAUGCUAAGGUCCUGUAUCGAUGGAGUGAGCGGGUCAUCAGGAUACGUUUGCUGAGAAAGAGUCUUUUAUGAUCCUUAGGUUAAAAAGGAAGAUAUGUACCAUGGUUUUCCACUUUCCCUGCCUGAUACAAGUCAUAGCUAGUGACAAUAUAGGCCUAUAUGUUUGCACACUUUUAAAUCAACAUUUCAAUGAAAUGCAUGAAUGGAAAUGGAGGUUAGCCAAGCAUUUGUAGCUCAAAUUACAAUUGAAAUCCCUUCAUGGAACAGUGCAUUGCGGAAAGCACUUUAAUACGUAGACAUAUGCAAACGGCCGUCUGGUAGCACCGCAUUUUAUCUACACUAUCCAAAGCUGACAAUAAAUUAAGGGAUAGCAUGAUUUCAAUGCAAGUAUAAGGACCAAUAAGGUACAUUGAAACUGUGGGGAAAACCACAUAUCGUUUUAUUUAUUUAAGUUGUGUUUCAAACUGAUAUUUGAAAGUUGCAGCAUGAGUUUUGGUGCUGAUGUUUUGAGUGUGUAUUUAGCAAAUAUAAAUAUGAACGUAACCAGCCUUGUGUCAGCAAAGAGAGCUCACCAAUGAUGAAAUGUAGCCAUCUUAUGGGACAAAAUGCAAAUCCACAUAAAUCACUUGAAAAGCAUGAGUGAAUACAUGCACAGCUGUCUUUUAACAUCAUUAUGCCAGAAGGUAUUGAAGAUAGGCGAUCAAAUCACAAUUGACUGAUACUUGUGUGGCAUGUGAACAAAAAUGCACUUUCCAAUUGAAAUACAAUAAGCUGCACAUCAAUAAAAGUGGUUUUAUUGAGGUU
Messenger RNA from Gymnodraco acuticeps, 1519 nucleotides. RefSeq lists its product as uncharacterized. Gene Ontology annotation, biological process: Rab protein signal transduction. Gene Ontology annotation, cellular component: Golgi apparatus; endosome. The record is from RefSeq and is a predicted model, not a curated record. NCBI's taxonomy places the organism in Eukaryota, Metazoa, Chordata, Actinopteri, Perciformes, Bathydraconidae. Bases 19 to 723 code for a protein of 234 amino acids. Gene Ontology annotation, molecular function: GTPase activity; GTP binding. The transcript is spliced from 2 exons.